Haliaeetus leucocephalus (bald eagle) is the source of this 2390-nucleotide messenger RNA. RefSeq names its product N-ethylmaleimide-sensitive factor attachment protein, beta (gene NAPB). Gene Ontology annotation, biological process: regulation of synaptic vesicle priming; SNARE complex disassembly; intracellular protein transport. Bases 38 to 928 code for a protein of 296 amino acids. Lineage: Eukaryota; Metazoa; Chordata; Aves; Accipitriformes; Accipitridae. The record is from RefSeq and is a predicted model, not a curated record. Gene Ontology annotation, molecular function: soluble NSF attachment protein activity; syntaxin binding. Gene Ontology annotation, cellular component: vacuolar membrane; synaptobrevin 2-SNAP-25-syntaxin-1a complex; terminal bouton. The transcript has 11 exons.
GAGGAGGAGGAGGAGGAGGCCGAAGGAGGCCGCCGCGAUGGACAGCACGGGCAAGGAGCGGGAGGCCGUGCAGCUGAUGGCGGAGGCCGAGAAGCGGGUGAAGGGCUCCCACUCCUUCCUGCGGGGGCUCUUCGGGGGCAACACCAGGGUGGAGGAAGCCUGCGAAAUGUACACCAGGGCUGCCAACAUGUUCAAGAUCGCCAAAAACUGGAGUGCUGCAGGAAAUGCGUUUUGUCAGGCGGCCAAGUUGCACAUGCAGUUGCAGAGCAAACACGACUCGGCCACCAGCUUUGUGGACGCUGGUAACGCCUACAAAAAAGCAGACCCACAAGAGGCCAUCAACUGCUUAAAUGCAGCUAUCGAUAUCUACACUGACAUGGGGCGAUUCACUAUCGCUGCCAAGCACCACAUCACCAUUGCGGAGAUCUACGAGGCUGAGCUGGUAGACAUUGAAAAGGCGAUUGCACACUACGAGCAGGCUGCGGACUAUUACAAAGGAGAGGAGUCUAACAGCUCAGCCAACAAGUGUCUGCUGAAGGUGGCUGCCUACGCCGCGCAGCUGGAGCAGUACCAGAAAGCGAUAGAAAUCUAUGAGCAGGUUGGAACAAACACGAUGGAUAAUCCUUUGCUCAAGUAUAGUGCGAAAGAGUAUUUCUUCAAAGCCGCUCUGUGCCACUUCAUCGUGGAUGAGCUGAACGCGAAGCUUGCACUUGAGAAAUACGAAGAAAUGUUCCCAGCGUUCACAGAUUCACGGGAGUGCAAGCUAUUGAAAAAACUGCUGGAAGCCCACGAGGAGCAGAACUGUGAGGCGUACACCGAGGCAGUUAAAGAAUUCGAUUCAAUAUCGCGGUUGGAUCAGUGGCUUACAACCAUGUUGCUUCGCAUCAAAAAGUCAAUCCAAGGAGAAGGGGACGGGGACCUGAAGUGAAUCGUGCGUGGUAUUUGUGGCAUGCAGCCUAAGUAAUCUGUUCUUGUGUUACAGCCAAGGACCACUAUGGGAUAUGUGAUAAAAUAUCUAGCUUUAUUUUGUUGCUUACAAAUCCAAUGACUUGUGUGUUUCGUUAGUAUCCUGCUCUUUGUUGUGACAACAUGGGUAGAUGAGAAGCGAUGCUCUGGGUAUCACUGGCAGAUCUCUCUGAGGCAAAAGAAGUACUUCUGGCAGAAAUCCUUUCUUGGUUUUGUUAGCUGAUGAACCCAAAGUCUGCACUUGCAACUACUGGUUUUUCCUGCUGUUCUGUCUUAAGGCUCAAUACCAUCGAUUACAGCAUGUAAAUAUUUUGUCUGUGCCAGUACAGUACAAAUAAUUGCUUCUGAGCUGUUGCUGUAUCGUUACCGUUUUCUGUUUCUAAAUGGACCUCUGUCAGAUAGACUUGGAUCUUGGGUUCGUUUGUUUUUUUUUUUUAAAUGAUUGAGCUUUUUUAAUGGUGCUAGUGAACGGCUUUGUGACUCUUACAUACAGUAUGCAUGUGUGUGUAUACAUCCUAUACAGAUACAUGUGUGCACCUAUAAAUACAGAAUAGGUAAUGACCUUGUGCUGAAAGCAUUACACGCUAGGGGACAGGACUGCUGAGAUUGGCGUUAGCCCUCCAGACAGUUGUCGCAAGUAGACCUAGUUAACGGUGUAUUUUGUAUUUCAGAUCUAAAUAUAAAAUGUAAGGUUCUUCUAUAUUUUCUUGGAUCUAUUUUUCCACUUCCUUUAUUUUGUGGUGCAUCCCAUCCCUCCUACCCUGAGAUGACUUGACCCAAGUAAUAAUCUAUUUUUCUAACUUUUCAUUUACACAACUCCUGCUGCAAUCUCUACUACAGGUCUUUUGUGUGCGCGCCAGGCAAUACCCAUUAGUUUCUGACCUCUCUGCUGUUGGCGACACUGCCCUCAUUCUCAUGAUGUGCAAAGGUGUUGACUGAGACUUGCUGUUAUACAGAAACUUUAAGUCAUCUGGGUGACAGAUGAAUCGAGCUUGCUUUGAAAAGGUGUAGAUGCGUUUAAAAAUUCCUGCAGUAAUUUUAGAAAGGUGUUUUAAAAUGUCUGCAAGCAAGGCUCUUCUGUGCAAUGCUUUGUUUAAUGAGCAAUGAUUAAGCUACCUAUUAUUUCGUGUAUAUAUUAAGAGGGACUUGGGAGCCUAUGCAAUUUGUUGGGAGAAGGGGAGUUGUCACUCAGUAUUUCUCUGCAAUGAAGAGAUUUUUCAGCUGUGCUACUGACAUAUAAAGAAUGGAAAAGUAAUUAAUUAACUGCUUUAUUUGGCACAACUGCUGUUUAAGUGGGCCCUCCUCCAUGGCCAGAGUGGGAGUAUCACAGUAGUGCCCAGCGUGGACUCUGCCCGUUGUUCCUUGUGAUGAAGCAAUACUCUCUGGCAACCAAAAUGCUGGCUUUUGCACUUCAGUUUGUUUUU